Ilex paraguariensis (yerba mate) is the source of this 1597-nucleotide messenger RNA. NCBI's taxonomy places the organism in Eukaryota, Viridiplantae, Streptophyta, Magnoliopsida, Aquifoliales, Aquifoliaceae. The record is from the annotation of a GenBank genome assembly.
GUCAGGGAAGAACAAGGAAAAGAGCAGGAGUAAUGACACACUUGUUGAGGUAUGAUUCACACCCACUUGAUUUUGAUUUAAAACCCUAUAUCUUUGUAUAUUUAGACGCGCACACACAUAAAUUCGUAUUGUUGGUGACAAAUUUUGAGAGAUCGAAUUUCUUGGAUAGGGUUUUUUUUUUCUUCAUGCAAUUAUGUGUGCUGUUCAAUUGAUUGUUUCGGGACAUUCUUAGAUGUAAAAGAUCCAAAAAAGACUUGCUUGAAUUGUUUCAUACAUUGAUAACUAGGGUUAGUUUUGAAAAGGGUCACAGCAUUAUUGGUUUUGGUGUUUCUCUUUCCUUGUGUAGGCUAUAAUAAUAACUGUGAUGGCUAACAAACGGAGACAUGAGGGAGAAAUAGAAAGGUCAUGGUCUGAUCUCCCUAUAGAUGUGUCAAAUGAAAUCACAGGGCGACUUUACCUCUUUGACCGAAUUCGUUUUCGUGGUGUCUGCAAGAAGUGGCGACUUGCAGAUUGUGUCCAACCUGCACAAAAAUUACCCUGGCUGAUGACUCAUAGUUGGGGGUGGGACAGCAGUGGCAAUAUCUUGAGUGAAUGUAAAUUCCAUUGUCCUCCCCCUGACCGACCUUUCACCAAAGAGCAUAAAAUGGAGGUAGAGAACUGGGACGAUUUAUUUGGUGCUUCAGUUUGUGCAUCAAAAUUUGGUUGGUUGCUUUUACAGAGAUCCGAAAAAGUGUUCUGUUAUAAUCCAUAUGCGGAGGAGAUUCUCAAUCUUCCUGAUAUAGAUAUCAGCUUCAAUAGAUCUACAUUCUCCUCAAUUCCAACUUUGCCAGAUUGUGUUUUCUUUGUCUUGUAUAGUUCGAAGGGUUGCGAUAGAAUCCGUAUUAGCAUUUGCCAUCAUGGUGAUCUACAAUGGACAACAGAUACUUAUGAUGGGCUUUCACUGGCAAUAGAAGAUGUGGUUUACAGCUAUGGAACUUUUUAUUGUGUUUUUAGCGGUGGAGUGUUGGGGGCAUACUCUGUUUCUUUUCAAGAGUGGAAAUUACUUACAGGUAUGGGGCCAAUCACAGGCAUAACAUUUCGAUCCAGGAUCCAAAUGGUCGAAUCUGAUGGGGACCUUUUGUUGGUAUGUCCCUCUGAGAGCUUUCAUAUUUUCAGGUUUGAUUGGUCACUGAUGGCUUGGGUCAAGCAAAAUAGCUUAGGGAACAAAGCAUUACUGCUUGGUUGUACUUCGUAUUCAGUUUCAGCAGUGAAAGAAACAUCGGCUUUAGCAGACAGGAUCUAUUAUCAUGGUGACAAGACCACUUGGUUCUAUUCCCUCGAGACCCAUAAACAUCACAAAUGUUCUGAAUUCUAUCCUUGGGUGACUCAGCGAGCGACAGAAAAAAUCUGGAUUGAACCACCUCAGGUUUAGAUCUUUUCAUUGUAGUGGGUAUGCUUGCUGGUCUAGUAGUAUUGAGUAAAUGUGAAUUUACAGAGAAGAUAUGACCAUUCAACCAUUGUGUGCCUGCAUGGGUAACUUGUUGUUUUGUACUAUUAAGAUUUUUCCUUAACUGUUAUUUUCUUAUCUAUCUACUGAUUUGGCAUUUUACAAUAUAAG